AAAAUUCCUAGCGGGUUAGAGAACUGAUGGACAUAACGGUGUGAUGUAACCCAAGAUACCAAUUAUACAUUUGAAAGCGGGUAGGAUUCGAAAACGCGCAGAUAACACCAUCUACAAUGUCUCUGGUUCAGGGAAUGGCUUGUGUCACCAAAGCCUUCCAUAAAUAUGCGGGAAAGGAAGGAAACAAGAAUACUCUAAGCAAAGGGGAGCUGAUUGACUUGCUGAAUGAAGAGUUUGGACCAGCAAUUGGCAAAGGUAAAGCUGAUGAAAUUGAUAAAAUCAUGAAAAGUCUGGACCAAGAUAAGGACGGUGAAGUGGACUUCAGUGAAUAUCUGACCUUAGUCUGUGCAAUGACUAUGGCCUGCAAUGACUAUUUUGUUGCCCAUUGCCACUAAGGAGAACAAAGUCCAUGUUUAAAGUAAUUCUUUUCUUUGCACCUUUAUAAACUGUGUUUUGUAUAAGAAUAAGAAUAAAACCUAACUGAACUCAC
Messenger RNA from Polypterus senegalus (gray bichir), 490 nucleotides. RefSeq names its product ictacalcin-like. Gene Ontology annotation, molecular function: transition metal ion binding; calcium ion binding. NCBI's taxonomy places the organism in Eukaryota, Metazoa, Chordata, Cladistia, Polypteriformes, Polypteridae. The transcript has 3 exons. The record is from RefSeq and is a predicted model, not a curated record. The coding region runs from base 117 to 395 and encodes 92 amino acids.